UUUCUGUUAAAGGGAAAAUCGAUUGUUUACAAACAAGGGUUUCCUCCCACAGGUAGAUGCUAAAGGAAAUGGAUUUAAAUAACAAGGAUGGAGAAACUGGGCCUCCGGGGCCCAACAAUCGACCACAGGAGCCCCUAGCCAGAGGAAUUGUUGAUGAUGAUGAUGGACUCAGUGACUUUGGAUCCCCAAAACGAGGCCCAACAUUGUCCACAAGCACAAGCAGUUUCGAAGCUCUGGACCCUCAUGAUCCAAAUCUCAGUCACCUGGCAACUUUAAUGUUUUCACACACAUCAAAUUACUUACAGGGAGAGUUGUCUGCAGUCCUUGAGGAUUAUGCAUUACUGGAGCAGAUGAACAAGGCAACCAUCACCAAAUAUGCCGAUAUGCGACAAAUAGGAGGAAGCGUCAGUCGAGCACUGAAAGACCUUAAUGAAAAGUAUUUAGCACUGCAGCCAUAUCUAGACCAGAUAGAUCAGAUUGAGGAUAGUGUAACUAAGCUGGAAGCUGCUGCUUACAAACUUGAUGCGUAUUCCAAAAGACUAGAAGCAAAAUUCAAAAGCUUAGAGAAAAAAUAAGUUUUUAAAAUGAUUCCUGAUUAUCAUUACCUAAUUUUAUUUGGUUAUUGAGCUUCAUUAGACGCAGUACUGAAGUUUCUAUACUGUAAUGUGUAUUGCUUCAUCUGUUUGUAAUUUUACCUAUCCACUUGACUACAAGGUAACAAAAAUAGAACCCCAGUAUUUGUGAAGACUAGAGGAUUCACUGGGCCUAUAAUCCCAUGAGAAAAAUCAGAAUUUGCUUUUGACCAACAAUACCCCAAGCCAGAAUUCCAGCUAAGGGUGGGAGGUCAUUCAGGACAAGUUUUUCACUACGCAUGCUUCCAUUAUCAGGCAUUGAAAAGGACCAGGCUACAAAAAUGAUACAUGCAAAAAUUAUCAUGACACAACAGUGACAUAGAAAUAUAUAUGUAUGCACAUUACUGUAGUGACAUAGAAAAAAUAUGGUACUUACGAGGUUAUGACCAAAAAAAAAAAAAAUAGACCAAUUCCUAUUUCCUCCAUGAUUCAGGACUGAGAAUAGCAAUGGAAAAUUCAGGGCAAUGAUGAAGGUGAGAGUAUGGAAAUACUAGAAUAUUUGCUUCAUAUCCACAAUAAAAGACCUUGAUAUGUUACUUUAAAAAAUCAUAGAAAAGGUAAAUGUGAUAGCUAUAUGUAAGUAUGCUAGUCUGAAACACCAAAUGAGAAGGCACUUGUCAAAGAAACAAUUAAAUAUGUUUUGAUCAGUGAAUCUUUUAUUCAGUAAAAUCAGUAUCAUUCUUAAUGGCUCAUAAUUUAUAGCACAAGAUAAGCCUUGAAUAUGUGGAGAUGAUAUUUUAAAUAGGCUGUCAUAUCUCCCCAUCUGUCUUUGUGCUUUAGGAGAACAUUAUAUGUGUAUAUGUUCUUUAAAAACCUACAUUUAUGCUGUGAAAUGAUAUUCAAUAAUGUGUAAGCAUUAUGUUAUUGUAUUUCAUUAUAUUAUUGAUAUGUAACAUAGACAAUAGAUAUUUAUAUCAUAUGAAAAAUACAUUGUGAUAUUUGUAAGUAAUAAACUCUAAAAGAUACAAUUAGC
Molecule: messenger RNA, 1605 nt
Organism: Penaeus vannamei (Pacific white shrimp)
Lineage: Eukaryota; Metazoa; Arthropoda; Malacostraca; Decapoda; Penaeidae
Source: RefSeq, a predicted model, not a curated record